Molecule: messenger RNA, 955 nt
Organism: Erythranthe guttata (spotted monkey flower)
Lineage: Eukaryota; Viridiplantae; Streptophyta; Magnoliopsida; Lamiales; Phrymaceae
Source: RefSeq, a predicted model, not a curated record
AUGGGCACCCAAGGCGUGUACGAACGCCCGGAACGGGCGUUCGUACAAGACUUGGGCGCCCAUCUUAGGGGCAAAAUCUACACCGAACAUAAUUUAGCGACGGCGGCCGCGACUCUCUACGACGCGGUGCACUACUGGCUGGUGGACCACCCAAUCAUCAGCCAAUACGAGUGGCAGCCCGGCGUAACACCCGGCGCAUCUCCGUUCUUCGUCUCCACCGCCGCCGUCACCUACCUCUCCCUCACCCUCCUCUUCCACCGCUACCCCAUCCUCCCCACCCUCCCUCCCGCCGCCCUCCGCCUCGCCGCCGCCGCCCACAACGUCAUACUCUGCCUCCUCUCCAUCGUCAUGGCCGCCGGAUGCACCCUGUCCGUCCUCCACCAGACGCCGCCGGACAACCUCACAUGGGGCGUCUGCUUCCCCGCCGGCGCCACCCGGGCCCGCGGCCCGACGUUCUUCUGGGCCCACGUGUUCUACUUCUCCAAGAUACUUGAGUUCGCCGACACGCUGCUGAUCCUCCUCGGCGGGAGCGGAUCCCGAUCGCGGCGGCUCUCGUUCCUCCACGUGUACCACCACGCGGCGGUGCUGGUGAUGUGCUACAUGUGGCUGGCGGAGGCGCAGACGCUGUUCCCGGUGGGGCUGGUGACGAACGCCUCCGUGCAUGUGCUGAUGUACGCAUAUUAUCUCCUGGCGGCUCUAGGGUUCCGGCCGCCGUGGAAGGAGAUGGUGACGAACGGCCAGAUCACACAGGUUCUAUCGGGUACUUGAUUUCGGGUUUGAUCCCUGUACCUCCACUUUACCGGGUCGGGUUGCUCCGGGUUGUGGUUUUGGGGUUUGAAUACCCUCUUUACGACGUCGCUUUUGGCACUCUUUAUUAAUUUCCAUCUUAACAACUAUUCAAACAAAAAGAUGUUAGGUGAUAAACGUUCCUGAUUUUAUUUGACAGAUAAUAAUA